Molecule: messenger RNA, 417 nt
Organism: Procambarus clarkii (red swamp crayfish)
Lineage: Eukaryota; Metazoa; Arthropoda; Malacostraca; Decapoda; Cambaridae
Source: RefSeq, a predicted model, not a curated record
AUGCUACUGACUGGUCUGCGUGGAAAUAAUUCUCACGAAAAUGCCACCUUCCACAGUGGCAUGCCACCUCCCCCAGUGUCAUGCUACCUCCCCCAGUGCCAUGGCACCUCCCCCAGUGCCAUGCCACCUCCCCCAGUGCCAUGCCACCUCCCCCAGUGCCACGCCACCUCCCCCAGUGCCAUGCCACCUCCCCCAGUGCCAUGCCACCUCCUCCAGUGUCAUGCCACCUUCCCCAGUGCCAUGCCACCUCCCCCAGUGCCACGCCACCUCCCCCAGUGCCAUGCCACCUCCCCCAGUGCCAUGCCACCUCCCCCAGUGCCACGCCACCUCCCCCAGUGCCAUGCCACCUCCCUCAACUUGCAGCAAUAUUCACCGUGCCAGAAAAUCAGGUUUAGAGUGCACAAAGGGCGGCCGUAA